AUUUUUGUAUUUUGAUUUAUGUCACGUGGCUGCUGUAACACUCUCGUUUCCCUUUGGGAUUAAUAAAGCACUCUAUAUCUGUCAUCUAUUUUAAGAAGGAUUCUUCAUGCAGGACAUUUAUGUGUAAUGGAGUAUUUUUAUAUUGCUGUAUUGGUACUUUUACUUAAGCAUAGGAUUUGAAUAUUUCUUCCACGUCUGCACUUUUAAAUAAGGCAAUUAAAUAAUUAAAUGGUGUGACAUUUUAAGUGAAAAAGGGAAAAUGUCCAAUUUAUAUUUGUCCUAUAAAGACAUAUUGCUUGUCUGUAAUGCCAUACAAAGCCAAACGUAAGUAAUUACAAUUUUGUUCGAUACUGAGUUAUGACUGAAAUUGAACUUUUCAAUGUCUGUUUUACCUUGUGAAAAAUUGUCUAACAGUUUAAAGUUUACUAACCUAGAUUUGACUGAUAUAAUUUGAUUCUAUUAAGACAGGGAUUUGAUUAUAUUCUAUGAGAGCAUAUAUCUAAUUCUAAAAAUAGGUUUACAUAAUUUUACAAUUAGAAUAAAUAUGUCAAGCCAUCUUAAUAGGUUAAACCUCACACAAUAAUAUUUGAAGAUUGCUUGACUUUUUCUUAAUUACUCGUCUAUUUCAACUUUUUAAACAUGCAAACAAUGAAACAAUUAAAUACAGAUAUAAUGUAAUAAGAAAUCAAAUUAGAUUAUUGAUCAGACACUAAGAUAGUAGUUACUGCACUUUGCCUUUGCACUACCUAUAUAUUUGUUUAAGGUAAUACAAAGGCCAAAGAGUGCAGUAUCUGUUUUUUGGGGGUCAUAGGUCAAUUAAUUUGUCGAUUUUAAGCCAAUAUAUUAUAUAUAAUAUAUUUAAUAAGCACAUAACCGUUUUUCUAUCAAUUAGGGGACCUACACAUUUGGCUGGACAGCCAACAAACUUUGAAUCCAUUUUCUCCGUUUGUUAGGGUAGUGUAGUUUGGCCCAAACCGGACACUGUAGCUUUACAGCACCGCAGUGCUCUCUGGGUAAUGUAUGUGUUUUGAGCAAAGAAAGCACAGAUGUUCGCUUUUCUCAGAGACACAUGAGCUUCAAAAUACAAUUUAUAUACCGUAAAUUUGACUAUUAAGUAACCGUACGCUUUUAUCUCUCGUCUGUUGUAAAAAGAACCGCCACAAACCGGGCAAUUUAUUAUUUAUUCUCUCUAGCAUAUGUGCAAAUUAAAACAGGCUACGUUGCUAAUUUAGCUUCCAAGACGGAAAGAAUAACAUCUCAACUAAAGCUGUUAAUGUGACGUUAUUGCUCAAUAAACCAGCUCGCUAGGAUGAUGGACUAAUAUGCGUGAUAUUAGUAUCAAUAUCUCCUCUCUGACUCCUUAAGUCAGAAAAAGAUCUACAGGUUUAGCCAUUGUUUUCAAACGCAACGCGACAUUGAUCGGGAAGCAGCAACAGUAAAAAGAAAAAUGGAUGAAAGUGCUGAAAAUGCUGCCAACGAUGACAUUGUCAUCAUCGUAGAAAACGAGGCGGAAAGUUUACCAGCAGAGGAGGAGAGGCUGAAACAGCAAGGCACCUUCGGGCUCAUGGACACUUGUCCCAUUUGCAAGUUGAGCUUCCACAAUAGGGAGCCCAAACUGCUGCCGUGUCUCCACUCCUUUUGCAAGAGGUGUCUGCCUGCCCCGUUCAGGAGUGCUGACCCGAGGCGUGACUCGCAAGGUCAAGUCGACAACAACAAAUCAUUAGGUGCCAUCCGAUGUCCAGUUUGCAGACAGGAAUGCUGGGAGAUGGACGUGUUGGAUAAUUUCUUUGUCAAGGACUCUGCCGAGGUACCAAGCAGCACCGUAGAGAAAACCAGCCAGGUGUGCAUGAGCUGUGAGGACAACACGGAGGCAACAGGUUACUGCGUGGAAUGUGUGGAGUUUCUGUGUGUGACGUGUAUUGAGGCGCAUCAAAGGGUAAAGUUCACCAGGGAUCACACCAUACGCCAGAAAGAGGAGAUGUCUCCAGGUAAAGCAGUAGGUAUUUCCACGCAGAAGCCCGUGUUUUGUGACAUCCAUAAGCAGGAGCCACUGAAGCUGUUCUGUGAGACGUGUGACCGACUCACCUGUCGAGACUGUCAGCUGCUUAAACACAAGGAUCACAACUACCAGUUUUUGGAGGAUGCAUACAGGAAUCACAGGCAGUAUCUGGAAAACAUGACGCAGCAGCUGCAAGAGAAAAGAAAAGCCAUUGAGGAAGUUUCCAGCUGUAUCAGCACUGGACUCCAGCAAGUUGAAGAAAACCGGAAGUCUGUAACUAAUGAAAUAAAGAAGUCCAUCUGUAACUUGAUAAUGGAGAUCAACAGGAAGGGAAAGAUCCUGGUUAACCAGCUUGAGGCUCUGACCAAAGACCAUGAGUUGGGUUUGAAAAAGCAGCAAGAAGACGUCAACUCUCUGACCAGGCACCUAGACCAUGUCAUCAGAUUUACCAAAUGGGCCACAGCUAGCCAUAGUGGAACAGCCCUCCUAUACUGCAAGAGACUGAUUCUUUUCCAGAUCCAUUACCUGAUGAGAGCUAGCUGUAGUCCCUCCAUCGUUCCUCAGAGCUCUGUUCGCUUCCAGUGUCGCUCUGGGUUCUGGGCCACAAACGUAGAUCUCGGUUCUCUGGUAGUAGAAAGGGGCCCAGGACGACCGACCGUCAGCAACCACCAGGCAGGUUCCAGACCAGAGGCGCCCACUGGAGGUCUGUCGGUCUCAGCUCAGCAGCGACAGAGCACGCUGGCUCAGCUCCAGAUGCAGGUGGAAAAACUCUCCCAGCAGCCCCACAGGCAGCCCCCUCCUAACCACUGGUCCUGGUACCAAAAUGUCAGACUCCCAGGACCCCCGGGCCCUCCGCCUCCAACCAGACCCAUCCACGGAGGGUCCUCCCCGUCCCAAUGCCCCACCAGCAUGGCACAGCCGGGACCGGGACGCAGGUACGGGAGUUCCCACCCUAACCCCAACCCCAGAAGCCCCACGUCCUCCAUGCUUCACAACACCGGAUUCACGCCUCCUCACUCUCUGAGAGAUCUGAUCCUUAGCUCCAGCUUCCCUCCUAAACCCAUGGAUGUGUUGCAGGGUACGUCCCGUUACCCACAGCCUCUGUCCACCGGAGCAGCCACACAGACGUCACUGCACCAGCAGCGGGGCCUGACGGAGUCGUCUAACCCUUUCCUGAAGAGGGGUGAAGCUAGCGGAUCUGUCCCCUCCAUUACCAUCUCCAUCCCGAAACCCAGCUUCGCUCCAAGUCUGGCUUCAGCGGCCGCAGACAAAACGAGCACGCUCAAUCACAUAACAGUUCAAGGAAGGCAGAACUCACCCAUGGCCAAACCGUCUUCUUCAGACAGAAGCACCGGGACGACUUCCUGGAAGCAGACAUCUGAGCCACCAUCUGCCCCCUCAGCCAAGCGACGAAGGAGGUCGUCCCCCGGGCCCGUUAUCGUCAUCAAGGACGAACCAGAGGAUGAGGACGAAGUUCGUUUUGUGCAGUCCAACCUUCCAGACAGCAGCACCGGGGCUCAGUCCAAACCCCGUCAGCAGCUGAAAGUCUGUCCCCAAGUCCCAGCCCCUCGAUCGGACCUCACCCCCGGGAAAGAGCAGCAUCCUCAACCCGCAGCCCAGCAGCCGGAGUCUGAAAAGAGAGCGGAGCCGGAAGAAGAUCCUAAUGAGGACUGGUGCGCCGUCUGUCAGAACGGAGGGGAGCUGCUCUGUUGCGACAAGUGUCCCAAAGUUUUCCAUCUGUCCUGCCACAUCCCCACUCUGAACGAGUCCCCCAGCGGCGAAUGGUUCUGUUCAUUCUGCCGAGACCUCAUCUCUCCUGAGAUGGUGUACGACUGCGACAGCAAGGACGAACCCGGGGCUGAGAGAUUGCCACCUGUUGACAGAAGGAGAUGUGAGAGGCUGUUACUACGUCUGUUCUGUAAUGACUUCAGCACCGACUUCCAGCAGGCUGCUUCUCCAUCGGAGACAAGAAGGUACAAAGAGCUGAUCAAGACCCCGAUGGAUUUAUCAAUAGUUAAGAGGAAGCUGGAGUCAAAGCUGAAGGAGGGUGAAUGUUACGUCAGUCCUGAGGGGUUUGUCGCUGACGUCAGACUCAUAUUUCUCAACUGUGCAAAGUACUACAAGGCGACCUCAGAGGUGGGGAGUGCAGGCUUGUACUUGGAGGACUACUUUGAGGAACAACUGAAGCUUGUAUACCCAGACAAGAUUUUUCCCGGAGGAAGGGAAGAACAGAUGAUCCCUCCUUUAGAGGAUGAGAUAGAUGAAGAGGAGGAACAGGUGAUGGACGAAGGUAUGGCUCCCAUAGAGGACGAUAAACCAGCAGGUCCUGCGGGGAAAGGAAUCCCCCCUGUAGAGGAGGACUUAGCUCAUCCAGAAGAAGGAACAGCCCCGGCGGAGGGAGAAAAGCCAGAAACGGAGGAGAAGGUGGCCGAUACGAGCAUAAAGGGAACGGACCAAAAGGUAGCGGCCGCAGAGGAAGGCAUGCCGCCUGCGGAGGAGGUAAAGCAGGAUGAGAAAACUCCUUCAGAGGAGGUGAAAAGUUCUCCAGCUGCUGAUAGCAAAUCAACAGACAGGGCGACCGCCAGCCCCCCGAAAGAGGAGAACCUUCAGCUCCAUACAGACAAGACUGCAGGUCCAUCUGAAAGCCAGGCGAAGGAGACCACUCCUGCAAACACAGCCAAAGAAAAGGAGGGAUAGAAGGAAUAACAACAGAGAGAAACUGUAGAAAAGAUGGAUGAUUUCAGUCUUCCACAGAAGUGGCCCCAGUGGGGACCUAAAUUGCUGCAAUCAGACAGUGUUUUUUACUGUUAUUUGCAAUAGGAAAAAAAAGGGUACAGCUAUACUAAAUAGACUUAUUUAGUAGCAGUUCUGCUGUAGAUGCACAUUGAAAGGAGUAGCUCUUUUUGUGUCUUUACUGAACAGAAGUUACAAUUUUACUGUAACGUAGAAGGUUAUUUUCUGUGACGACGACGCCGAAAAGCACAAAACAGAUAUUAUUUGUUAAUAGGAUCACGUGUAAGUUAUUGUCGAUUACCUUGCUCAUCAGUUGUACAUAAUGUCACCGUGAACUGAAGGCACAAAUGCUGCAAUCAAAAUAGGAAAAUGAGACUUUGGAUUAGUUAAUGCAUGCAGGAUGUCUUAAUAUAAAUAAUAAAGUCUCCAUUCUCUGUGUUUAGCUCACUUGUACUAGCCAUUUGGCUCAUUAACAAAUUAUGUUUUAUUGCAAUAGUAUUGUUUUUUUUAUUUUGUUUGUACUGUAUGAAUUACUAUGCUAUGUAUGCAACAAAUAGGGCCGCUGUAUGUACUGUAGUUUCUGUACAUAAGGAAGUGCCACAUCUAUCGUUUUUUUUUUUUUUGUUGUUGUUGAUUUUAAAUAAUCCCUCGAAAAAACUGGCAUCAUGGAAAUUGUGCUGUUGGGAAAACGGACUGUUCUCUUUGUGUCCUGAAAAUGUUUUAUCAUACAGCAGCCUUGCUUUGUUUUAUCAGGAGAGCAUUACUUCACAGACUUUCUUUUCAAAAACAUGUUAUCAGUCGCAGAUAAUUCAGAGACAUGAGAAUCAGAUCACCCGCUGACUAACAGUGUCCUCGCCCUUCUGUCUCAUGAUUACUCUUACUGCAAUUAUGAGUAGGUCAAAGCCUGGUUGUUUUUACUGGAAUAAUAAGGAAUGUGCAGUUGUUGUUUGUUUUUUUUUACAGUUGAAGCUCAGUUGGCCAAUGACACAAAAAAAUCAAAUGAAUAUACUAUCUAUAUUGUUCCCCCAAUAUCACUAUUUUAUUUAAUUUAUUGAGGAUACGUGAAACCUGCUAAUGAACUCUACAAACGAUUUUGAGCAUUAAAAAAAAAUCCUGCUUUUGCAAUAUUUGUAAUAAACAGGGUUACAUGUAGAUCUGA
Messenger RNA from Thunnus maccoyii (southern bluefin tuna), 5891 nucleotides. RefSeq names its product tripartite motif containing 24 (gene trim24). The transcript is spliced from 19 exons. The coding region runs from base 1448 to 4696 and encodes 1082 amino acids. Gene Ontology annotation, molecular function: protein binding; zinc ion binding. The record is from RefSeq and is a predicted model, not a curated record. NCBI's taxonomy places the organism in Eukaryota, Metazoa, Chordata, Actinopteri, Scombriformes, Scombridae.